Plutella xylostella (diamondback moth) is the source of this 4927-nucleotide messenger RNA. Lineage: Eukaryota; Metazoa; Arthropoda; Insecta; Lepidoptera; Plutellidae. The record is from RefSeq and is a predicted model, not a curated record.
UAUGUUCACGACCGUUUCCAUGCCGAAUCGCCCGGGCAUUGCCCUUUCAUUAUUGAGUUUCCGAACGCAGUCUCGCUGACUGAACGAACAUGGCGUCUCGCGUAUUAACGUAGCGGUCCCGUGUUCUCUGCUCCGGAUUUUUUACAAUAUUUUGUGGAAUUUUGUGUGAAAAUGUGAUUAGCAUGAAUUAAAGUUUCUAGUGCAGUGUGGUUUCAGUGCAUCCCAACAUGUGGCGGAACGGGUUGUGUACAUUUGGGCCGAGAAACUGGAUUUUCUUGCUCGCCGCGGCUGUCCAUUUGUUUACAUAUGUUCAAGGCGGCAGCGACGGCCCCGCCACCCUCCGCUUCACAUCCGAGCCAGCCGACACGGUGCUGGCGGCGGGCGCGCGCGGCGUGCUGGCGUGCGCGGCGGCGGGCCCGGCGCGGCCGCGCCUGCACUGGAGGUUUAGAAGUGACGCGCCGCCCGAGCGGGAUCAUGUGCUUAGCAGUACUGAUGCUCAUAGGAAACAGCUGACGAACGGCUCCCUCCUGCUAGAGAACAUGUCGGCGCGGCUGGCCGGCCACUACCAGUGCGUGGCCAGCGCGGACGGCGUGGGCACCAUCGUGUCCCGGACUGCACUGGUGCUGUUGUCAGAGUUGCCAACGAUCCUGCCUGGCCCGCGCAGUAUCCUGGCCACAGUGGGCAGUCCGGUGCUGCUGCCGUGUGCGAUACGGUCGCAUCCCCGCGUCGCGGUCCGUGUAGACGCCGGCCCGCCAGACAGACGGGUGUAUGGUUCCUCCCGUGUCGCCACGCCGCCUACUCAGCAUGUCAAUGUGACCUGGCUAAAGAACGGCUCCCCAGUCCGUCUGGAAGGCGCGCGCGUGACGCUGUCGGGCUCGGGCGCGCUGGAGCUGGACCCGGCGCGCGCGCACGACGCCGCGCACUACGCGUGCCGCGUCGCGCUCCAGGACGCGCCCGGUGAUCAGAGCGUCACGAGUGAGCCGAUCGAGCUGCUGGUGUCGGCGGAGGCGGCGGGCGAGUCUCCGCCGCGGUUCAUCGCCACGCCGCAACCCAUGACCGUCAUUGAAGGAGCAUCCGUGACAUUCGACUGUGCGGCCAUCGGGAACCCGAAGCCGGAGAUGAUCUGGCUGAACAACGGAGCUGCCAUUGAUCUCAGUGACCUGGACUCGCGCUUCUACCUGGUGGGCUCGGGGUCCCUGCGCGUGCAGGCGGCGCGCGCGCUCGACGCCGGCGCCUACACGUGCCGCGCGCUGUCCCGGCUGGACUCCGCCGACGUCACCACGCAGCUGGAAGUGCGGACGGUCCCCCGCGUGUCCCUCCCCGACGGCCCGCUAGUGCAGGCCCGUACGCGCGGUGACGUCACACUCCGCUGUGACGCGCGCGCCCGCCCGCCCCCCGUCAUACGCUGGCUGAAGGAUGGAGAGCCUAUUACGCCGAAUAACCAUGAUAUCGCGCUGUUGGAUCACUCGUCGCUGCGCAUAUCGGGCGUGCUGGGCGUGGACGCGGGCAUGUUCCAGUGCGUGGCGCACACAGCACACGGCGAGGCCCAGGCCGCGCUGCGUCUGAGAGUGCUCCCGAGCGAGGGUGAGUGCGCUGUGUGUCGACGUGGAUCUAGUGUGGACGCGGGCAUGUUCCAGUGCGUGGCGCACACAGCACACGGCGAGGCCCAGGCCGCGCUGCGUCUUAGAGUGCUCCCGAGCGAGGACACAAACACGACCAAAAGACCCGAUCCCAACCAGAGCAUCAACUCGAAAUCCUUCUUCAACUCCCUCAUUGACUCCAACCACUUAACCACCGAACACAACCCACACUUCCUACCCGACUAUGACACUCUAGACUCAACCUUAUACCCUGACUCAGACAGCGACGAAAUCGCCUUCGCCUAUACCCCACAUCCUGAAACCUAUGAUUACGAAGAUAAUGACAAACCUGACUCAUUUCACGCGGCUCAAGGACUGGAUCUGGACUUGCUUCGGGCUCGCAACGACAGCCUGGUCCCUGCCCCGACGGGGCUAAGGGCUGUGAUUGUGAAGCAUCGCUUCGUGACCUUGAGCUGGGACCAGCCGACAGUGGAGGGAGGGGAGAAUGUCACGGGAUAUGUUGUGGUGUAUCGGGUUAAGGGGAGCGAGAGGGAGCGCACAGUAGAAGGCCCAGCUUCCAAGCGAGAGAUGAACAUAGCGCCGCUGCAGCCCCGCACCAGCUACCAGUUCACGGUGCUGGCCGCCGGCGCGCGCGCCGUGUCACCCGCCUCCGCCACAAUAGAAGUCCAAACCCAGCCGGAGGAGGCGUCGCAGGCGGCGCCGCACGGGCUGUCGGCGGAGCCGCUGGGCCCCCACUCUAUACGUGUGGACUGGCUUCCCACGCCCGGCGCCGAGACCUACCAUCUGCAUUAUAAAGAGUUGGACAGCGGCCGCGAGCAGUACCAGUGGGUCCCCGCCCCACCCGCCACGCUGGCCGGCCUGCGCGCCGCCGCCAGCUACGCCGUGAGGGUGGGGGAGCCCGACGGGGCCUUCAGCAGUGAGGUGAUAGUGCACACUCCGAGUGACGUGCCCGCCGCCGCGCCGCUCAACGUCACCGCCGCCGCCACCGGCGCCACGUCCAUCCUAGUAUCCUGGGAGGCCCCCCCUCCCCGCUCGCACCGCGGCCCUCUCACCGGGUACAAGCUGCGCUACCGCCCCGCGCCCCCCGCGUCCCCCGCCCCCGGCCGCAAGCGCGCCGAGACCUUGACCACCCCUGCUGAUGCGAGGCGAGCGGAGCUGAGAGGGUUGGAGAGAGAUACGAAUUAUCAGAUCCGAGUCUGCGCUAUAAACGUGAACGGCUCCGGUCCCUUCAGCGAGUGGGUGUCGGCGGCGACGCGGCGCGACCUGUCGCAGCCCUCCGUGCCGCCGCCGCCGCCGCCGCUCACCACGCGCGCAGGCCGCGACUGGAUCUCCGUGUGGUGGGGGGCGCUGAGCGGCGGGGGCGCGCUCGGGCUGGCGCUGGGCUGGGGGCGCGGCGUGCCCGACGAGCAGUCCCGCUCCCUGCCGCCCGCCAGCCACUCGCACGUCAUCCGCGACCUGCAACCGGACUCCGAAUACGUAAUCUCCCUCCGAGCAUCCAACAAACUCGGCCUGGGACCCCCCGUCUACGCGACAGUCAGGACGCUCCCCGCCGCCGCGGGGGAGGGGGACGACGAGCCUGAUGAUGAGCUGGACGAGGAGGAGGAGGAGGAGCCGCCCGCGCUGAUCCCGCCGCUGGGGGUCAAGGUUAUAAUGUUGAGCGGAACGACUGCAGUGGUCUACUGGACCGAUCCAACUUUACCUAAAGGACAGACGGCGACAGACGGCCGCCGCUACGUGGUGCGCUGGGCCGGCGCUGGUAAGACAAGGUUCUACAACGCCACCGACCUCAACUGCAUGUUGGAUGAUCUGCGCCCCUUCACGCCGUAUGAGUUCGCUGUUAAACUUAUUAAGGGAGACCGCGAGUCCGCCUGGUCCAUGCUAGUCACCAACACGACGCUGGAAGCGCCCCCCGCAUCCCCCCCGCGCGACCCCCGCGCCGCGCCCCCGCAGGCGCCGGGGGGGCGGGGGUCGGCUGUCGAGCUGACUUGGGGGGCACCGGCCAAGCCUAAUGGGAUUAUUACUGGCUACGUGAUAAUGUACGUGUCGGCGGGCGCGGGCGGCGCGGCGGGCGCGGAGUGGACCGCCAGCGCGGUGCUGGGGGACCGCCGGAGCACCCGCGUGGACCGCCUGCGGGCCAGAACGAAGUAUUUCUUCAAGCUACAAGCUCGCAACUCCGCCGGGCUAGGGCCCUUCACGCAGCUCAUCUCAUUCACCACUGGAGAAGACAGCAACGAAGGCGGCGGCCUCUCCGGCGCCACCUCCGCCUGGCUCUGGGCGUCGGCGGGCGGCGCCCUGGCGGUGCUGGCUCUAGCCGCCGCCCUGGCGCUGUCGCUGUGCUGUAGGAGGCCCGCGCCACAUGAGCCGAUACGAAGCACAUACCAGAAAUCCUCCGCCUCGGCCGGGAUCAAGCCCCCGGACCUGUGGAUCCACCACGACCAGAUGGAGCUGAAGCAGCUGGACAAGAGCCUCCACAGCAGCGCCAGUAAGAUAUCAGCGGGCAGCGUGGACGGCAACGCGCUGGUCUCGUCCACGCUCACCCUGCGCCCCCCCGCGGAGUACGAGCCGCCCCGCCCCCCCGUGCCCGCCUCGCUCGACCGCCGCCACUAUGUGCCUACUUAUGUCGCGAUGAGCGGCGUGGGCGCGGGCUGCGCGGCGACGUGCGACCGCCGCCCCCACCGCCCGCAGCACCCGCUGACUCACCAGGACCAGUUCGCGGCGGGCUCGCUGGGCUCCCCGCAGUCGUCGCUGGCGUCCCUCGCCCCGCUGCACCCCCCUCCCGCGCCCUGUGGGUCAGGCACAUGCCCGCUAGGCUCGGCCUGCGCCCCCACGCCGGGCGCCCCCGGCCUCGGGGGCGGUGUGGGGGGCGGGGGCGACAUCUACGCGUGCGCGGCGAGAGAAAGAGGGCAGUAUGUGGCGUAUGAGCCGCUGGGGCAUUAUACACACCGCGACUCGAUCUCGAGCGAGGCGACGGCGGGGUCGCUGCCGCGCGCCCCCCGCGCCCCCGCGCUCGCCCCCUGCGCGCCCUCCUCCAUGCACAGCUUCACUCACACGCUCGAUGGCACAGGUAGUGUGAGAGAGACGUCUCCCUACAAGAAGAGUAAUAACUCGUCGCCCGGACAUAUUCCUAAUAGAUUACAAUUAGGUGGCGCCGUCCCCCACUGCUCCGAAGAACUCGAGCCCCUCACCCCCUCGCGCUCCACGGAGCGGCUGCAGCGCGAGAUGCAGAACCUGGAGGGGCUCAUGAAGGACCUGUCCGCCAUCACGCAGCAGCAGUUCCACUGCUAGCCCCCUGUACCUGGUUAGGAGGGUUGCUGGUAGCCGACUGU